CUAGUGUUCAUCGGCAUGGGAGUGUUCAUUUCAUCUGUUAUCAACUUGUUUUGGGGGAGUUGCACGUUAGUGCCUUGUUUUUGUGUCGUCUUUUGAGUGUUUUUCAGUUCCUGUCAACGCUUGGAAAUGGAGCAUUCCCCGCCGCGCGGACACCUUCUACGUAGCGGUGCCCGCUACGGACUCCCAGAACAAGUCCAGCCGACAGGACCGGUCGGUGAUGGGACAGCACCGGCGGGGGUGCAGCCACAAGACACCAUGCCGCGACCCUGCCGACAGAGGACGGGCCAGCCCCGACCCCCCCGCCAAGAGACAGGAGGUCGCCCACGACCCAGGGCAUCCCCGGAGAGGACGUCUCCGCAGCAGCAGCAGCGAUCGGCGGCCACGUGGAUCGUCGUCCACAACGCACGGCCAGUAGGAUGGGCAUCGCACACCAGAUGGGCGGCUCAGGUCCGGCCCCUCCGCGGCACCAGCCCUUCGCGGAUACCCCUGCCCUUCCGAGGGUUAACCCUCACCGACAGGCAUCCUCAGGACCCGCCCAUCCCAUUGACCGCAGAAGAAGAGCGCCUCCUGUGUCCCGUAUGUCGGGUGCCAGAAGUGCACCGGAGCACCCACUUGCGAGGCGCCCUCCACCGCUCCAGGAUCACUGCCCCACGCACCGCCGGGUCAGACGUAGAUGCGGCCCUCGCAACCCUCAGGCGCCUCCGUCCAGACCUCCUUCGACAAGGCCCUCCACCGCCUCCCCCUCAACUCGAGCCUAGCCCGGAGGACAUCAUCCUCGAAAUGCCAUCCGACGAUGACCUUUGAGCGAAGAGAAGGCAAGGAAGCAAGUUGGCGACGUGGAAUCAUUCGUUUAUUUAUGUUAUACUAAUUUUCCAUUAAUACAGCGUUGUUUCGCUUAGUGUGUGCCAGUUGCACAGAACAGUUAUGCGAUUUGAACACUUUUCAGUGAACCAUGUGAACAUUUUGUGAACUUUUAUCUUAUAACCCCAGAGUCAUGUUUCUGGGUGGGGGAGUGUUGUGAGUUUGUUUACAUGUGUGAAAAUGCAUUUCGAGGCCGUACGAUAACGGGAUAGAUAACGUUUCUGAAGGCACGUGUUUUAGCAACGCCGUGAGGGCGCUGCUGUUAGCCCUUUAAAAGGGAGCAGGUUUCCCGAAAACGGGGGUUGAGUUUCCAACGGUUGUACGGGCUGGAGGCCACGACUUAUUCUACUGAAGGUAAUAAACCUUUCUGUUCUGUUGUUCAUUUGACUGUGCUGCGUUUUCCUGGGUCGCUGAACGGACGGGCC
Ornithodoros turicata is the source of this 1286-nucleotide messenger RNA. RefSeq lists its product as uncharacterized. NCBI's taxonomy places the organism in Eukaryota, Metazoa, Arthropoda, Arachnida, Ixodida, Argasidae. The record is from RefSeq and is a predicted model, not a curated record. The coding region runs from base 127 to 804 and encodes 225 amino acids. The transcript is spliced from 2 exons.